AUAUUUACAUUACUCUUUGUCUCAUGUCGGAAAAGAAGCAAUGUUGUGUUGUGAUGAGGGUUAACUUGGAUUGCAAUGCUUGUUGUAGGAAGGCAAGGAGGGUUAUCAUCAAUAUGAAAGAAGUUGAUACACACAUGAUCAGCAAAAAGGAACGUCAAGUAAUCCUUUGCGGAAGGUUUAAACCAUCGGAUGUUGCGGUGAAACUGCAAAAGAAGAUGAGACGGAGGGUCGAGAUUCUCGAAGUUGAAGAUCUCACCGGUGGCCAUGGAGGAGAAGAAGAAGGUCAACACGAGCAAGAGCCACCACCACAACCAUAUGAACAGCCGUAUGACUAUUCUCAACAGCCUGAUCACUUGACUAGUACACCAUAUGAACAACCAUAUGGCUAUUCUCAACAACCUGAUCAAUUGACUAAACCAUUGUUGUGUUAGUAAUUUAUUUCUAUUUCGUUUGUUUAUAAUUUCCCAUUACAUAUACAUAUUUGCAACAAAAAUAAUGUAAAAAGAAUUAUAAUUGUGUAUAUUAUUACCAACAUGUUUGC
Molecule: messenger RNA, 541 nt
Organism: Capsella rubella
Lineage: Eukaryota; Viridiplantae; Streptophyta; Magnoliopsida; Brassicales; Brassicaceae
Exons: 3
Coding region: 24-431 (135 amino acids)
Source: RefSeq, a predicted model, not a curated record